Messenger RNA from Linnemannia hyalina, 903 nucleotides. The record is from the annotation of a GenBank genome assembly. NCBI's taxonomy places the organism in Eukaryota, Fungi, Mortierellomycota, Mortierellomycetes, Mortierellales, Mortierellaceae.
AUGACGAUAUCCCAAAUCAUUGCAGAGGCAAUGUUCAAACCCUCCAACUCCUCCCCUCCCAAAAAACCUGCCCCCCAAUCCCGCCAACAACAGCUCCAACAGCAACAAUACCCUCGGUCAAGUAAAAUCUGCUGCCUCAGCCUCCACGAUACCAACAAGAUCCGCCUCAUCAACGCACCCCUAUCCCUCAUCAGCCCACUUCGCCUGGCCAUCUUUGAGACCUGGAACCAACCCAUCCAACAGGAAACCAGCCUACCCCAAUGCGGCGGACACGAGUUCAAGCUCAAGGGGAAACCAUGGGGCCCCCCUGGGAAAAAUGGACCACUCUUGGACUCUACAAACUUGAUCCUUGCCAUGUUAAUGAUCGAUGACAGGGGAAAGGAGGCGAAAGGAAAGUGGGACAAAGAUGUAGAAGGGGAUGUUGAGUUAUUUACGGUAGAGUUACUCGGGUAUGAUAUGAUCCGGGUGACCGGGGCACCUGUUACUGUUCUCACAGCUGUUCGCCUUGCUAUCCUCAGACACUGGACACAAGGAAUUGAGAAGGAGGAUGCAAAGAAAGGCGCGUACGAGUUCAAGAUGGAAGGAUUCCCAUUUCGGACAUGGGGGUCUGAGACUAGCAUUGAGAGGUUGAUGAUGUUGAUCCAGGCACUAGAGAAUAUGCGGCUGCAUGGGUUCGAGCUAUGUAGUUUGAUGGAUUUGGAUGUUGUCGGCAAGGGAAAGCAGGAGAAGCCUGAGAAGCAGCAGAAGAAGGGGAGGAAUGACGGGAGAGAUAAGCAGAUACUUGAUUCCUGGGUUCUCCGACGUGGUAACAGUGGUCGGCGGAAAGAUGAGCUUAGGCAGAGCAGACUGGGGGGCGAUAGUCGUGGAGAGGACGAGCGGGAUGGAUGGGUUGUCCGGCUGUAG